GAUUUCAAGAAAGAGCUUGAGAUAAUAAAAAGUCACAUUCCAACUGGCAAGAUAGUAAAGUAUUCCUGUCACAAAGAAUACACCGCUGAUCAAAAACCACAUGUGAAAUGCAAAUGGUGGUAUGAUUAUCAAGAAACUGCUAAAGUUUGUGGUCACCCACCGGCAAUCCUAUUCGGAGAGACUGUGGGGGAGCUGAAAAAUACCUAUCAGCCUGGUGAAACUAUAGAAUAUAAAUGCCCGAAUGACUGUGUUCUUAAAGGAAACAAGGUUAUUAAGUGUGUGGAAAAUGUUUAGGAAGAAGCACCCAGUUGUCUAGGACCGUGUACUACAGAUGAAAAGGAUAUGGACGAAAAUAAUGUAGAGCUAAAGUGGAAGAAGGAUAAAGAAAUUAAGAGUGCAUUUGGUGAAACCGUAGAAUUUUCUUGUAAAAUUGGAUACGCCGUUCCUCCUGGCACCCAGAUGAGAGUUGUUUGUGACAAUAACAAGCUGAACAUUCCUAAAUGCCUCGAAGCAAAGCCAUGUUCUACAAGUGAACAAGACAUGAAGGAAAAUAAUAUAAAGUUAAGGUGGAAAAACGAUAAAACGAUUAACAGUGAACAUGGCCAAACCACAGAAUUUAUGUGUCAAACUGGAUAUAAAGCUCCUCCUAACACUAACAUGAGAAUUGUUUGUAAUCAAGGAAACAUGGAUUACCCAAAAUGUGUCAAAGGAAAGUAAACCUCAAUGAGAGCUUUGUGGCCCCUGUGAGACAUCGAAAGACAUGGAAAAGAUGAUGAUUACAAACAAAUGUUAUUCACAUAUCAUUCAAAAUAGAUUCUGUAAUGAUAGGAAAAAAUCAAUUUUGCUUUUGCCAAUCAUAGAUUGCAAAUGUAUUAUAUUCUCUGGUAUAUUGAUUAUAUAGAAUUUAGAACAUAAACCUUACUAGAUGUUUUUAGUGAAUUUAGUUGUUUUGUCUUAGGCUAAGUUUCCAUUUGGUUUUUUCUCUGGCAGUUUUUGGAUAUCUGUCACUGCAGUUUUUGAGCCAAAGCCAGAAGUGUAUUCAAAAGAAAUAGGACAUAUAAAGGAAGGACUUGCACUUCUCCUCCCUUAUGGAUCCACUUCUGACUUUGGCUCAAAAACUGCCAGAAAAAAUAACAAGUGGAAACUUAGCCUUAUGCUGUAAAAGGGAACUGGUGAAUGUUUAGGUUGGUUCCAUGAUGAUGUUUUAGAGAUAGAUUUAUGGGUUCAGAUAAUUGUUGCAAAACUGAUUAUUUAUGCAAAUUUGUGAAUGUGUUAAAUAAAUUAUAAGUAAACUUCAAAAUGCAGACAGACCAAAAUUGGACUCAAAGUGGUACU
Messenger RNA from Hyla sarda, 1335 nucleotides. Its product is annotated as complement factor H-related protein 2-like. The transcript has 5 exons. NCBI's taxonomy places the organism in Eukaryota, Metazoa, Chordata, Amphibia, Anura, Hylidae. The record is from RefSeq and is a predicted model, not a curated record. The coding region runs from base 343 to 717 and encodes 124 amino acids.